Molecule: messenger RNA, 2447 nt
Organism: Folsomia candida
Lineage: Eukaryota; Metazoa; Arthropoda; Collembola; Entomobryomorpha; Isotomidae
Exons: 6
Coding region: 833-1567 (244 amino acids)
Source: RefSeq, a predicted model, not a curated record
AACAAGUUCCGUCAAACAAGAGCUCUCACUACUUCCAGAAAUCUCCUAAAAUUUUGAACAUUACCACCCAAUUCACAUCGAGAAAAAGGGAGCAGAACGACGAAAGUUGGACGAGCUGAGGGUCCCUUGAAAUUUGUGAAUCAGUUAAAAACGCAGGGGACGAUUUUUUACUCUCGAACACACCCCACCCCUCACUCCAAAAUUUAAGAACGAGCCAUUAGGGUCAUUUCCGAGCAGAACGUGCCGUUGGGUGGGAUGGAGGUCAACCAGGCGCAGCAGAAGUUGCCCGGACGACAGAAAGCGACCGUCCCCACAACGGAGAAAGGGGACGAAGGGGAAAAUUCUCAAGAGAACGGACGACUUCCACCUCACUCCGUCCAACCACGUGACGCCCGAUAAAGAAUGAUAUUUGGGCCACGGCAUGGCAUGUGUCUGGGAAGUGGGAACUCUGGGAAAACUUGGAAAAAAUUUGAUGUGGGAAGUAUACGUCGGCCCACCCUUGGCACAAAGGUGGUAUGCCGAAUGUCCACUGUGGACCACGAUUGGCCCGUAGUUGAAAUCCCAAGUUUGGUUUUAUUAUGCAUACACACAUACGGGCCAUACAAAAUAUUUACCAAAUUUCCCGAAAAUGAAAUUGUAAAUGCGGCCCAGAAAUGGGACGUAGUAGAUUUGCCCCAAGUCUGGCACAGUCCGGGAAAUCAUGCUUUGGCCCAGAUGAUCCAAACCAUCGUUGGCCCACGUUCCUCUGGCUACUUGCUGGCCCCAAUCAUUUUGGUGGGACUUUGAUUAACAAAUUAGUGUUAGUUUUUUCACGUUGUCGUCGGGCAGCAAGAUGUCUUCACCACACUUUUCGUCGAAGUUUUCAGUCGUAGAGUUUUUGGAGGAAAAAUCUUUCGCUGCUGUCCUCUCAACUUGGUUAUCUGAAGAUGACGACAAGCAAAUGUGCUCUUGGCCGAAGGGAGUCAAGCUUUUGGAAUUGAUCCAGGACUCAGACAGCAAGCCCAAGUCAACUUGGAAAAAGUUGGAAGUGAAGAUUUUUCGAUCCUUUGGAAGUGAUGACUACAAGAGAGCUAAUUUGAAUGUGGACGAAGCAAGGGUUUUGAGUUCUGGCGAAACUCAAUCAAGCUCCUAUGACUCGGAAAAUUUGAAUUCCAGGAGAAAUAAAAUUCAUUCGAAGAAUCCAGUUGAAACCAAUAAUUUGCCCUUUAAAGCACCAAUAUUGGCAUUCAAUUUAUUAUCUGGCGAAGCGACUCCAUCCUCGUCAUCGAGCUCAGCUCUUACUCCUAUUACAAAUUCGACAAUAGAAGUGGAUCCCUCUGCCCAUGGUUCUAUCUCAGAAGUUACUCCGUUUGUUAUUCAGACAGUUCCAUCGGAGUCUGAUAACAUUUUCAGAGAAAGAGUGUUGCAUUAUUUGGAGGGUUUGAAGACUGAAGUAAAUCUCUUCAUCAAAGUUGGCACCCUUCUUGCUGCCAAAAAUAUUGAGGACGAAGCCCCUUCCUUUGCAUUCCCACUUUUAACUGAUGAAGAUGUGGAUCAGUUCGAGCAGUGGUUGGGCGAUCCGAAGUGAGGAAAAAUAUUGCUGGUCGACUUGGUGAAAAUCGGAGGCCUUGAUGUGAAUGAAACUACAGUUAGGAUUUUGAGUCAUGUGUUCAGUCAUUCAAUAGCCCUUAAAAUGUCAAAAACUGGAAAGGGGGAUGGGAAUAAGUUUAGUUUUAUGAGGUGGAAAUGUUCCUCCAUCAUCAUUGGUAGGUAAAUUUUAUGGAGAUCUUAUAAAUUAUAAUUAAUUAUUCACUCUUCAGUAUGUAUGUAUGACUUUGCUGUAAUUUAGUAUUUAGUUAAAAAUAAUACUAAUUAUGUAUAUUUGAAAUUAACGAGGUGCAAUAAAAAUAAGUAAGUAUAAAAGUAUGGUACAUAUUCGGCAUACCUGUGGGAAAUUUAUGGCUUAAGUAUGGCACCUUAGUAGUAGAUAGAAGUGGCCCAUAUUCGGGGUAACCACGAAAAUGACUAUGCGCCCCAGACUUGGGCCAGGUCUGUGCCUGAUUCAUAUGAUCUCGGGGAAAAGUAUGGCCCAGCUUUUCCCCAACUAAGGGUCAGAUAAGGCUAUCAACUCCGGAGCAUUAUGUUUCCCUGAUGUCAACUCGGUACAUAGGCCAUACUUGCGGGCUACUGUGCCCCAGACAUGGCCCACAAAUAAAUUCUUUAUCGGGCGAUAACCACGUGCCCUCACCCUCUGCUAACAGCAGGUCAUCAAAAAUUAAGAAAUACAGGCAAAUUGUCAUUGAGAAAAUCUUCCCAUGCAAAAUCUGCCUUUAUCCCUUCACCAACAGAACCAGUGCUGACCUCCACGCUGCACCCACCUCAACUCCCACGAGCUGGAGCGGCGGUCCUCACUUUUUCAUGAAAAAUGUCCCCACUGCGAAAAAGCGUUCUUCCUUCGUCUUCACUUU